Molecule: messenger RNA, 1636 nt
Organism: Hevea brasiliensis (rubber tree)
Lineage: Eukaryota; Viridiplantae; Streptophyta; Magnoliopsida; Malpighiales; Euphorbiaceae
Product: cytochrome b561 and DOMON domain-containing protein At2g04850-like
Exons: 1
Coding region: 263-1462 (399 amino acids)
Source: RefSeq, a predicted model, not a curated record
GACAAUAACAUCAACAAACAAUCCAACAAAUCCUACGCGCUUACUUUCAUAUCUACCAAACUAGCACUUGAAUUAGCCUUUUCUUCUAAGCGAAGCAUACAAGAGAGAAUAACACCAUUUUCUCAUGAUAGUAGCCUCCAUAUGGUGACCCCAUCACUCAAUUCCACAAAACAACCAUGAUAAUUACCAGACACAUAAAUGUUAACAAUAGCUUGUAUUCUCUUCCAUACCCUUUCUAUUCCUUUGUCUUCCUUCCACCACCAUGCUUCUCCUGUUUCUGUUCUUUCUCUUCUUCUCCAAUGUCAACCCUGCAUUUUCUGCUCACUGCACCACCAUCACAUCCUCUAAAACCUUUGAAAGAUGCAUGACGCUUCCUACCCAGCAAGCUUCAAUGGCUUGGACCUUUCAUACCCACAAUUCCACUCUAGACCUUGUUUUCUUUGGGACCUUUAUUUCGCCUUCUGGAUGGGUUGGAUGGGGUAUUAAUCCUACAUCUUCAGAUAUGAUAGGUACCCGUGCUCUAAUCGCCUUUCCAGACCCAAAUUCUGGCCAACUAGUAGUAUUACCUUACAUUUUGGACCCAACUGUAAAGCUGCAAAAAUCACCACUUCUCUCUCGCCCUCUAGAUAUUAACCUCCUCUCCUCCUCCGCCACCCUCUACGGUGGCAAAAUGGCCACCAUACACAACGGUGCGGCAAUCCAAAUAUAUGCAACAUUAAAAGUGGCGCCGAAUAAAACCAAAAUUCACUUUGUAUGGAACCGUGGUUUAUAUGUUCAAGGUUACUCCCCAACCAUCCAUCCAACAACUUCCAAUGACCUAUCUUCCAUGGCCACCAUUGACGUCUUGUCAGGCUUCAAUUCUGCCCAUAAAGACGACAGAAAAACAUUGAAAAUAGUACAUGGAAUCAUAAACGCUGUGUCAUGGGGUAUUUUACUGCCAGUUGGGGCUGUCACUGCCCGAUAUUUGCGACACAUACAAGCACUAGGGCCGGCUUGGUUCUAUGCUCAUGCAGGAUUACAACUAAGUGGAUUCUUUUUAGGAACUGUGGGAUUUGCUAUAGGAAUCAGGCUUGGAGAACUAUCACCAGGAGUUGUUUAUAGCCUGCAUAGGAAGCUUGGGUUCGCAACGUUCUGCUUGGGGGCUCUACAAACGCUGGCACUACUGUUUAGGCCAAAGACUACAAACAAGUAUAGAAAGUAUUGGAAAUCUUACCACCAUUUUGUAGGGUAUGCUUGUGUGGUGCUUGGAGUUGUGAAUGUUUUUCAAGGAUUUGAAGUAAUGGGAGAGAGUGGAUCUUAUCCUAAGUUGGGAUAUUGCUUGUGCUUGUCUACAUUGGUGGGUGCUUGUAUAGCUUUGGAGGUGAAUUCUUGGAUUAUUUUUUGUAGAAAAUCCAAGGAAGAGAAGCUGAGAAGAGAAGGAUUGAUUAGCGGGUCUGAUAAAGGAAGUGGAAUUCAUAGUUGAUGAGUAAAAUCAUAAAAAUGAAAAUUUAUGUUCGAAAUGGGAUUUUUCUCUUUUUUUUUUUUCCAGUAUAUAUUUGUGUUCUGAAUAUCAGAAUUUGAUAGAUCUCUACGCUAAUUCUGAUUAAGGAGGAUCCAAUCAAACAACCUUUUAUGUUUUGAUAUGGAUUUGGGUUCA